CUCGCGACCCGAACCGAUCUCGGUUUUCACCUGGAGACAGAAGAGAGACCAAUCGGAAAGCGAGACUAGGACCAAUCAAAAAGUGAGAUUCGAGGGAGAAAAACUAUAAAAACCUUAAAUUUUAAGGUCGAAAAGCAGUUCUUCGCCAAUCCAAACGCGCGAUAAAUCUGUGUCGCUUUCACCUUGGACUAUCCCGUCGCAUCCCAACUUCGACGUGCACGCAACUCGACCGGCCACUUUACCAUCAUCGUCUCUGCCUCGGGACCAUCAACGAACCCUCAGAGCAAGAACAACCGAUGUAUCGAACUCCUUACGCACGAACUGUGAUGGAUACUCGAAUAACCUCCGGACGACCAACUUCCUGUCACCAUACGUAUUAAAAAUAUGGUUAAGAAAUUGACACCAGAGGACGUGUUCAAAUGUGUGAUGUCUUAUGGUAACCACGUGUUCGUAUUUUGAUUGCGUUUAGAAGAUGCCCAAAGUAGCAAAACAAAAACUUAUUCAUCCAAAUAGUAGAAAAGCUCAACAGUUGUCAAAGAAACAGCAUCAUAACAUACGUGUUGAAAGGAAGAAAGAUGAAUUGAAUAUUAAGCAACAAAUUUUAUUACAAAAACUGCUAUGGUUUAAAAAUAAUUUGAAUGAAGAUGAAGUUGUUUGUGCCAAAAAUGUUUUAGAUCUGAUAGAAAGGUAUUUAAAUCGUUUUAGUGAUGAAUUAGAACAGAUUGAUAUUAUUAAUAAUAUCAAAGGUAGGACAGGAAUACAGCAUGCAGCCAGAAAAGAUAGCAUAAAGUUUACAAUAGAUCAAGAAAAAAAUGAUUUUCAGACAUGUGGAUUAGAUAGUUUUAUGGCAUUAGUGUUUAAACAUGAUUUCGGGUAUAUGGUCACCAUGGCUGGCUUGAAUGAAGUGCAAUUGAGAAGAACAAUUUUCGACCACUUUAUUGAGCAACUGGGGCCAUAUAUCGGCAAUAAUGUGGUGAAUGUUGACUUCCAAGUGGUCCAACGUCUGUGA
This is a messenger RNA of Centruroides sculpturatus (bark scorpion), 1009 nucleotides long. Its product is annotated as translation machinery-associated protein 16-like. The transcript is spliced from 7 exons. The record is from RefSeq and is a predicted model, not a curated record. Gene Ontology annotation, cellular component: nucleus. The coding region runs from base 473 to 1009 and encodes 178 amino acids. Lineage: Eukaryota; Metazoa; Arthropoda; Arachnida; Scorpiones; Buthidae.